This is a messenger RNA of Funneliformis geosporum, 567 nucleotides long. Lineage: Eukaryota; Fungi; Glomeromycota; Glomeromycetes; Glomerales; Glomeraceae. The record is from the annotation of a GenBank genome assembly.
AUGUCGAAGAUAGAUAUCUUCAAACCUAACCUUGACAAUUUCAAGUUUGAUUUUGAACAAUUUAUUCAUACUGAGGCUAUAAUUCAGAAGAAGAUUGAAAGAUCACACGAAGUCAUCAAACGACGACGAAACGCAAAUGAUAUCGUGUGUAAACAUUGGUUGAUUGGAUCAUGUUUUCGUAUCAAUUGUACCUAUUUGCAUUCCUAUGAGUUUGAUAACAUGCCAUCAUGUCCAACCAUGAAAAAGUUUGGAUCAUGUAAGAGAGAUGUUUGUGUGUUUUCUCAUAGUUUAGGUGUUAAUAGUAACAAAACUCAAAAAAAGUGUCGAGCUUAUGAGCGUGGAUUUUGUAAAUAUGGGCAAACUUGUAAAUACAAACAUAUACGUCGUGUGUUGUGUGAUCUUUACUUGUCAGGAUUUUGUCCGCGGGGUUCGACAUGUCCAAAUGCACAUCCAAAGCAUUUCACAAAUUCUUUCAAAUCAAGACAAAGCAAACCUCAAUAUCAUGGAAAGGAAAUGUAUGGAUUCAGAAAAGCCUGGGAAUACAGAAUAAUGGAAUUGCCUUAUUAA